Molecule: messenger RNA, 542 nt
Organism: Owenia fusiformis
Lineage: Eukaryota; Metazoa; Annelida; Polychaeta; Sabellida; Oweniidae
Source: the annotation of a GenBank genome assembly
AAAGACUUGCUGUUCGUAGAUACGGUGUAUAUUCAAAGCCAGAGCGUCAACAUUAUUGCAACAAUUUCCGGUACCUCCAUUUUGGAUCACGAGACUGGUCGAGAAACAAAGCUUUCCUGGUUGAGGUCGCAUAAGUCUCAACAUACUUUCGGGAAUGUAAAGGCAGAAAUCGAAAACAGGUAUUUAUGGAUUGAGAGCCCUGAAUUUGGCAGAGUCGCCGUUAUGAAGUACAACAACCAUCUUGAUUUUGACCUUGCCUAUGAUAAGUCCGUCGUUGCAGGUGGAUUUGUGGGAGAUAUCUGUUCCUCCGCUUUUACCAAGGCCAGCAUGCCAACCAACAAGCCAUUGAAGUUUAACAGCAAACACUUCUUUACGGGAAAUCAUGAAAUUAAAAAUGGAGUCCUUACUGCGAAUGAUGUCAGCGUCGAUCUUACCAUGAGGAAAGGUGUGUAAAGACAUUUGACAAUCUUAGUAUUGAUGGGAGUAGGGGUUGACAAUAUUUAUGAUCUGAUUGCUCCGUGUUCACUUGUGAUCCACUCGAU